AACGUGGUCAUGUUAGUUGUAAACGAAAUAACGAAGCGGCAAUAUUAAAACAUUUGCAAAAGAAUUUUUUUUUUGAAAGCCAGUUCUAUUUUUUCCUGGAAUUUCUAAACAAUUAUUAGAAAAUUUAAAAAAAUCCAUUUAGAAGAACAAAAUUUUUAAGAAAAAAAUAAACGAAAUAAAUUAAAAUUAUUCACAUAUUUAAUAAGAAAAAAGAAAAUUAAUAAAAAUUUUAAAAUAAAUUGCUAGAAAAGUAAAUUACAUGAAUAGAAUUUAAGCUGUUUAAUCAGCAGAAUGAAAUAAAUUGUAAAAAUGUGGCAAAUGAAAUGAAAAGAAGCUUUAGCAGUGAUUUGUACCAAUUCACAAAAUGUGUAUGAGUGUAACGUGCAAUGAAUAAAUGAAUGAAUGUUCGUGUAUGUAAGAAUCAUGGUUUUCACUGGUACUACCACAACCUCCACAAUCAGAGUAUAACAAUGGAAGAAGCAACAACGCUAACAGUAACCCACAAUAUAAUUUGUUAGUACAAUUUAUAAAAAUGCCAAAAGUGUACAAACGUAAAUCCAUACAAACCCUUAAAACCACAUACUACUACAUUCACUCACCUGCACUUUCUCUUCCCCCAACCACCCGCAAGUAAAUUACAUACAGAAUUUUGUGAAUAAAAUAAAUUUUAAAAAAUUUGUUUGUGCAUUUUUUUUUUUUUUUUUGCAAAAUGUGGAAAAUAAAAAUGUUCCACUAUAAGUUUAUUUAGUGAAUAUUUAUGUUUGUGUGUUGAUUUGUAUGCUUGGAAAAAAUGUGCACUUGGUUUCACACAUAUACACAAACAUAGACGUUUGUUUGUUUGUGUGUAUGCAAGUUUAGAUGAGUGUACUUUAAAUAUAUGUUGCAAAAAAAAUGUGCAAAUGUUAACCUGGUUUUUAUGAAAAUAAAGUUGUUUUUUAUGAAAAUAAUAUUUUAAUGUUUCCCCAACAUAAGUGCAGCAUAUGUACUACAUCUAAAAGUUAUGUAGUUUUACUUUAACAUAAGUGCAGUAGUGUGAUUAUUUAUACCAGUAUGUUAACAUAGCAUUUAUGCAAUAGAGAAAAUUACACACAAGCAGCAAGUGAUACUAAAAAAGAACCUUAAAGAAAUUUAUAAAAAAAAUCUUAAAAUAAAAGUGAACAAAAAAAAAAUAAUUUUUCUAGUGAUCUUAGAUCUUAGCUUAUUGAUGGAGAAGAGUGUUUUUGACAUUAAGUUUUUCUUGCCUAGAAAUACUUUGCUGUAGGAAAAUCAUACAAGAAAAGUACUCAACAGUUUAAACAUUAAAUAUUUUCAAUUGAAAAACAAAUCAGCUCUCAAUCAAAGUAGUCAUACAAAGAAUUAUGCAGUCAUGUGGAUGUUAAUCAUUAUGUAAGCUGAUUUCUUUGAAUUUUACAACAAUAAUUUCGAAAUCAUCAUCACAACACUGAUUGAAGAAGGAAACCAUUGCGUUUACAUGCCACAACUGGAAAACGAUCAGCCAGUCAACCGAUUGCAUCAUGCAAAUGCAAACUUAUAUGCAAAACAAUAAAAAUUCCAAUGGGAAGUAUAUCCUGUAUGAUGAUUAAAAUUGGCAAAAACCAUAAUAGAGAAUCCAUGAGUUUAAAGUAAAUUUCUGAACAAAACAACAACAGCAAAUACAACAAUCCACUAUAACACUAAUAAUAACAAAGGCAUCAUAAUCAAAAAAUAUAUGAAUGAAAGAAAAAAAAAAUAAAACUGAACGUUGUAACAUUGGCUCAUUCAUGCAUUGAGGGCCAAAUACAAUAGGCUUUUGCUGGGUACUUCAACUGAAACACAUAAUCAUAUACCUUUACAAAAAAAUUAUAAUACACAUACACACACGUAUACAAAUGUGGAUUAUGCACUUACAUACACAUUUACUAACUACACAGAUAUAUAACAAUAGCCUGAUAUGCCAUGGCCCGAAACAAACUUAUCAAAAUAAUAAAAACCAACACAGCAGCAGCAAAAGAGUCACUAGCACCAGCAGUGGCAAUAGUUACGACAGCAGCAUUAACAACUACAACAACCCAAUCUUCUAUGAAAGUGAAUGCUUUACAGCAACAACAAGAGCAAAACGAAUACUCGCCCACACGAUUACAUCCAAAUUGCAACAAUUUUCAUCAACAGCACGAACAUCAUCAUCACCACUAUCGUCCAACAUCUCAUCAAGAACCAGAAUACAAAAACGAACAAUGCAUACACGACAACUGUUUUCAAAACUUUCUAGAGACUCCUGCCGUGUACUGUCUACGUGCCGAUAAUACUGCCCAGAGUAUAACGCUCUCCUUUAAGGUGAGAAGAAAAUCAAAGUAUUUCACCAAUACUCCUCGAACUUCUCUUAAUUUACCUCUGUUUGACACCCUGAAACGAUUUCGCAGCAUACCUCUGAUACAGUUGCUGUGGCUGCUGUGCUGUCUCAGUAAUAUUUUUCACAAAUCGAUGGCCGAGUGCCCCAGUACAUCUUUAACAGCGCCGAGAUGGAAAACGGGUUCAGCAUUUCAAUCAUCAACACCUCAGGACACAGUAAUGCAUUUAGAUGGCGGUGUUAGUGGCACACAAACGAGUGGCUUAAAAGACGACACAGAUUUGCAUAUACCACGUCUUAUUGACAUUGGGUCUAACCCCGAUUCUGCCUCAGCCUCUAUAUCUAGUAAAGUUGAUGCGGCUUCAAGACAAACUUCAGCCUACAAUCAUGUUGCCAAUUGGGUAACUACCUCUAUAGCAACAACGAAAAUAACAUCACCCCACAGUAAUCUUAAUAACAAUCAUACUUCGGUUGAUUAUUAUAGUUCACCCAAAGAAGAGGCCAAUUCAUCAAUAUUUAGUGGCAAAGAUUCAUCAGAUAAUGAUCUCUUCGAUAGCAACUAUCCGGAUCUGUUAGAUAUAGCUAAAUAUGCGGUAGCUCAGGCUACAAGUACAAAUCAAACUAAUGGGGCUUUGUGUACUCUGCCUAGGAAAUUAAAGAAUACCGGUAAAUAUUUUAAAAAUUCUUCGGACAGUCAAUCACCACUGCUGGCAGAUAAUUCGAGUAAAUAUGGCAGCAGUACUUUAGGAGAUGCUAGUUAUCUUAAUGAAAUCGCUUUGGGUAGAAGAUUCUCGGCGGAAUCUUCAUACUCUACAUAUGGUAGUACGGUCACCUAUACCAAGGGACAAAGAUCAAAUAGUUUUUUGAAUCUGGUGCAUAGUUCAAGUAAAAAUACUUUAGCUUCAUCCAAUAAUAAUAAUAAAACGACAGUAACGAGUAGUAGCACAGCUACGCGCAGAAAUCCCUCAUUACCCUCCUCACCGGUGCAUGAGUAUCAGCAGCAUCAAAGAUCGUUUAGUUCGGCUGCAACUCCUCUACUGGACUUUAGCUCUCUAACCAAUAGAUCGACGGUCACAACCGGCUCGGCCGUUACACCCAGUGGGUUAAGUACUUCAAUGCAUUGCAGUGGCACUAGUACCACCACACCGGUAACGGCCUAUGACUAUCAUGCAGCACAGCUGGAACGUUUUCUCGAAGAGUAUCGCAAUCUGCAAGAUCAAUUGUGUAAAAUGAAAGAGACUUGUGAGACUAUACGCAAAAAAGAAGUACCCCUUAGAGUGGGUAUGGGUCAUUCGGCCCAUGCCGCUGAUCCUGUGAUGUAUAAUGCUGCUUUGGCUGCGGCCAGCAGUCCUACUAGUAAUCCAAAAAUGACUUUAAAAUCGAAAACUACACUACCGGGACAACCACCAGAUCCUCCGCCAUAUUGGCUACAUCGCAAUGCAAUGCUAAAGCGUUUAAACGAACCACAGAAUGAUAUAUUCAAAAGCUAAUGAACCUGUGUACAGUUGCAAAUACAAUUAAGUCAAUUUAAUUUACGAUCUCAAAAAAGUUGUUGGUUUUAAGUUAAGAGAAAAAAUGUAAUGUAAAGGAAAAAAAAAAAGAAAUUUAAAUAAUUAAAAAAGUUUUUGCUAAGUGUAUUUAAUAAUGAAGGGUAAAUAAUUGAACGGCUUUCAAAGAAAGAAAAAAAAACUAAUAUUUGUUUAAAACAUUUAUUUCGAUCGAAUACAAUCCUUCUUAAAAGUUCACCUAACUUGUAGUUUUUUAUACUUAAAAGUUGAUUUAUAUAAUAAUAAAUCUUUGUUGCAGUGUUAUAUAACAACAUUUUUAACAACAUGACGUAUGAGCGAUAUUUAAUUAAUUAAUUAAUUAAUAAUAUCAUAUUACUCAUACCACCAGGUGUAAAAAUCGUGUAAUGUUUUACAAAAUGUCAAUAUAAUUUAAACAUAACUUCCAUAAAUUGGAAGUUAUGAAUUUCUGCUUUAUCUGUUCUCUUACUAAUCCCUUCUUCUAAAAUUAAAAUGAAUAAUAAACAAAAAAAAUUGAAUAUAUAUUUUUUCAUAAACUCUUAGUUCCUUUAUCCAAAGAAAUUAAAACAAAUUAUAUAAAUAAAAAUUAACAUUAAAAAAAUGAAGAAAAUAACAACAAAAAAGAAAAGAAGAGAUAUUUUGUAUUCAGUAUGAAAAUUAAGAAAAAAAACUCGCAUUUAUACAGCUAAGCUUCAAAACAUAUAACACACAUUCAUACAAACAUAUACAUACAUAUAAACAAACAAACAACAUAUCAAAAACUUACAUAAACAUACAAAAAUAUACUUAAUAUAUACAGGACAACAACCAGCUACAUAAUCAUACAUUUAUUCCAGAAAAAAUUAACAAAAAAAAAUAAAGAAAAUAAAAUAAAUCUUAAACAAACUGUAACAUAGCUACAAAAAUAAAUGAAAACCCCAAAAUUUUCUCUUUAACAUUUAAAUAAACCAAA
Lucilia cuprina (Australian sheep blowfly) is the source of this 4804-nucleotide messenger RNA. It is a transcript of the gene kek3, whose product is annotated as putative GPI-anchored protein pfl2. The record is from RefSeq and is a predicted model, not a curated record. The transcript has 5 exons. The coding region runs from base 1936 to 3816 and encodes 626 amino acids. Lineage: Eukaryota; Metazoa; Arthropoda; Insecta; Diptera; Calliphoridae.